AUGGGUUCAUCUUCCGCUUCUGGUAGAGAAGUUGAACAAAUGGUCUCUGAGCUUUCGUCCCCGUAUCCCAUUCUGGGCCUUCAGCCGGCUUUGAUCUACCCAUAUCUUCUUCCUUUAAUUUUGCUAUCUCUCUACGCUAAGCUGGCAAAAGGGCUUUCCGAGGAAAUGGGUGUAGAGGAGCUCACAGCUGGAGGAGCACUUUCCGAGCGCUUGGCCAGGGGUUCUUCAUCUAUCAAGAGAGGGUUCCCGGUUCCUCAAUGCUGGCAAAAGAGCUUUGAGACUUCCCGCCCGAGGAUAGAAUGUGAAUCAAUAAUGAAUGCGAUGAUCAAAGAAGCGGCUAGACAUAGGUCAAAGGUACAACCGCUACCGCCAGUAGGAUUUCCUUGCUUUACUAACGAGCUAACCUACGAACCGCUCCGAGGCCAUUUACAUAAGGCCAUCGCCUUCCUUUUGAGCCGGCUGAUGGGGGGGGAAGGUCUCACUCUCACGGCUUUGGCUUUGCUUUCUGCAGCGGCAGCUGCAGAAUUCAAUAUAAGUAUGAUGGCUCCUGCCGGUGGAAGCGGGGACGGUUCUUCGAACCGCCCGGUGCAUGUGGAUCUCAACCUCCCCCCUGGAGCCUGGGACGAGCUCUCCGACCUUGUCGCGGAGCUCGAGCAAGUGGAGAGUCAAGUGGAGAGGGAGAUUCGCCACUUGGCUGAAUCCCCCACCGAAGGUAAGGAGGCCAGACAAGAAAGGUUCCAGCGCCUCAAGACGGUUCUUGACGAGAUCGACAGCCGGUUGGAUCAAGCCCGAGAAAUAGAUCGGGUUCGUAGCCAAGAACAGGCGCGACAGCAGGCAGAACUUAACUCCCUAAUGGAUGGAUGGAACCCCUUUCUCAAACGGAGGCCCGGCUUGCAGCUCGGAGGCAGGCCCUUGAAGGGGUUAUGA
This is a messenger RNA of Sphenostylis stenocarpa, 927 nucleotides long. The record is from the annotation of a GenBank genome assembly. NCBI's taxonomy places the organism in Eukaryota, Viridiplantae, Streptophyta, Magnoliopsida, Fabales, Fabaceae.